Pelobates fuscus (common spadefoot toad) is the source of this 986-nucleotide messenger RNA. It is a transcript of the gene TMEM222, whose product is annotated as transmembrane protein 222. The record is from RefSeq and is a predicted model, not a curated record. Lineage: Eukaryota; Metazoa; Chordata; Amphibia; Anura; Pelobatidae. The coding region runs from base 46 to 597 and encodes 183 amino acids. The transcript has 6 exons.
ACGUGCAUCUGCCAGUAAAGCCGAGCCGUGAAGUAUUGGGAGGUGAUGGCGGAAGUGGCCCUGCUGCUGCCCGUGAUGGCGGAAGUAGUGGAAGAAAAGAUGAAGCCGGACCCAGAACGCAGUCGUUUUCCGCACUGUAUCGUGUGGACCCCAAUCCCUGUCCUGACAUGGCUGUUCCCAUUUAUUGGUCACAUGGGGAUCUGUACGUCAUCUGGAGUGAUCCGGGACUUUGCUGGACCUUACUAUGUGUCUGAGGACUCAAUGGCAUUUGGAAAGCCAGUAAAAUACUGGCAGUUAGAUCCAAAUCUUGUUCAUGCCAGUGGGUCCAAUCCAUGGGAUACUGCUGUUCAUGAAGCAUCUGAGGAAUAUAAGCAUCGCAUGCACAACUUGUGUUGUGAUAACUGCCACUCCCACGUUGCUCUGGCAUUGAACUUAAUGAAGUAUAAUAACACUUCAUGGAAUAUGGUGAAGCUCUGUUUUCUGUGCUUGGUACACAGCCGAUAUGUCAGUGUUGGUGCCUUCCUGAAGACCUGGCUCCCCUUCAUUUUGAUGGUAGGGGCAAUACUAACCAUCAUUCUUACUUUGCAUCUGCGAUGAGACUUUAUUCCUACAUGGACUCCCUUUUCAUUGACAACAUCUUUGGAAAUUUCCAACCUAUGAUACCGGGGAGGCAGGACAAUUUUUGUUUUAUGGUUCCACUUCACAUAUUAGCCAUGAGACUGCAUGAGUUCAUGCCUUUUUUUUUUUUUUUUAAAUCAUCGUGAAGAUACAGGAAAAGUAGUAAUACUCAUUUUGUGCUGUGGUAAAGAUCACCUACCCUUAAUUGUAUAGUAUUGGACGAAGCUUAGUGUCUCACCUGUACAUGCCUCACAAAGGAUUAAUAUUGUCAGGAUCUAACAUGCACAGAACAAUGUGAAUUCAAAUCGAACUAAGAAUUAAGAACAGAUAAUGUGGCACGUGUAAAUAAACUAUAGAAGAAGAAAAUC